UACUGCAACUCUAUGCUUAACCCAAUCAUCUACUCGUUCACAGUAAAAGAAUUCAAGCGAUCAGCACUUCGCAUAAUCAUUCCAACAUGGAAAUGCAUACACCAACUCCUUCCCAAGCUCAUUCCAUCUCCUCCUGAGCAUAUGCAACGGAUGUCACGACAUGGUCAUCGUCGUAACAAGACUCGUCACCGCUCGUUUGAGAUGGAUUCCGACAAAAAUCGAAAGAUCAUCACUCGAAGCUGUCACAAACGACGUCAAACCGAGCCAGCCGUUUUUGCCCUUCAAAAGAAGAUUUGUGACGUCGCUGCUGAAGAGACGAUAAUGGAAGGAGAAGAAGAUGUCGAGAAUGAUGAGUACAGUGAAUCCAACGGCUUUACAACUUUUCACGAAACGUCACGAAAACUGUCCGAUCUACCUUCAGAAACCUUACUAGCCAUCAAUGAAGAUCUCGAACCAACAAUCGUCUCCUUGAAUGGGGACUGCAAAGCAUACAUCAGCGAUGACUCCUGCUCCAUCAAAGUCAUUUGUGACACUGUGGAAGCCGACCUUUAA
Messenger RNA from Cylicostephanus goldi, 552 nucleotides. NCBI's taxonomy places the organism in Eukaryota, Metazoa, Nematoda, Chromadorea, Rhabditida, Strongylidae. The record is from the annotation of a GenBank genome assembly.